Molecule: messenger RNA, 892 nt
Organism: Cicer arietinum (chickpea)
Lineage: Eukaryota; Viridiplantae; Streptophyta; Magnoliopsida; Fabales; Fabaceae
Product: multiprotein-bridging factor 1b
Cellular component (GO): nucleus
Molecular function (GO): DNA binding
Source: RefSeq, a predicted model, not a curated record
GAAAAUAUCAAUUUCAAUUUCUUAAGAUUAUCUGCGGCAACUUUAUUUUCCAUCUCCACCUUCAUCGAGCUUGGAACCCUACACUACACACACAGAAAAUCAUAACCACAGAGAUAAACAUGUCUGGUGGCCCUAUUUCUCAGGAUUGGGAACCCGUCGUCAUCCGCAAGAAAGCUCCCAACGCUGCCGCCAAGAAGGACGAGAAAGCCGUCAACGCCGCUCGCCGUGCCGGCGCCGAUAUCGAUACCGUCAAGAAACAUAAUGCUGGAACAAACAAAGCUGCCUCUAGUAGCACUUCAUUGAACACUAAAAGGCUGGAUGAUGAUACGGAGAAUCUUGCUCAUGACCGUGUACCAACUGAACUGAAGAAGGCUAUAAUGCAAGCUAGGAUGGACAAGAAUCUUACUCAGGCUCAGCUUGCUCAAAUAAUCAAUGAGAAGCCUCAAGUGAUCCAAGAAUACGAGUCAGGGAAAGCCAUUCCAAACCAGCAGAUAAUUGGCAAGUUGGAGAGAGCCCUUGGAGCUAAACUGCGUGGCAAGAAAUGAGGAAUCUAAUUUCAUGGUUGUGCACUAGGUUUGCAUGCCACUGUUGAGGCGUUACCGUGUUUGUGUAUGCUCACUAUUUGUCUAUAUAUAAGACAGAUAAAUGGUUCUGAGCAUCCUUGGUUUUCACCUGUUCGAAUAUGUUAAGUUGCAUUUUCAGCACAAACCCUGUUUCUGGUGAUUGUAAGGUAUGAUUGGUGUGAUAUUUCUAACUUAUUACUACUUCGAUUUGCAGAGUAGGCGCUACCUAUAGUUUUAACUUUUAACGCUCCAUUUGUCAAAGAUAAAGUUUUAACACUCCAUGACAUGUUAUCUGAAUCUAUCAUUUUAAACUUUUAUUAUUUGUUCAA